Messenger RNA from Xylaria bambusicola, 854 nucleotides. Its product is annotated as AP complex, mu/sigma subunit. The record is from RefSeq and is a predicted model, not a curated record. The transcript has 2 exons. NCBI's taxonomy places the organism in Eukaryota, Fungi, Ascomycota, Sordariomycetes, Xylariales, Xylariaceae. The coding region runs from base 206 to 772 and encodes 188 amino acids. Gene Ontology annotation, biological process: vesicle-mediated transport; protein transport. Gene Ontology annotation, cellular component: intracellular membrane-bounded organelle.
CUUACUUACCUUCAGUGGAGAUAAGCCUCCAAGUACGGCCAGAUAUGGCCCUCUAUCAACUAAUUGCCCCACGAUCAAGUCAGCAUCUCACAAUCGGUUCUCCAGGUCUCAUCUGUGGUAGCACUUUGCGACAGGCUAUCCCACUCUAGCGAACUCUUGUCCGACUAGCACCGCCGCCCAUGCACGAGGCGAAGACAUCACCGUCAUGAUCAACGCGGUCUUGGUCUUCAACGGCCAAGGUCAGCCUCGCCUGACGAAAUUCUACACCCAGCUAGAAACGAGUAUCCAGCAGCGUCUUCUCUCCGAGAUCUUCGCCCUCGUCUCGAAUAGACCAAGCGGCGCAUGCAACUUCCUCCCGCUGCCCCCUCUCCUCGCGGCCUCGGGCACGUCGCAAUCGUCCUCCGAGCAGCACAAUGACGUUCCCUCCCUCGUAACGUACCGCAACUACGCGACUCUUUAUUUCAUCGUCAUCUCAACGUCGACCGAGUCGCCCCUGGCACUACUAGAUCUCAUUCAGGUGUACGUCGAGGCUCUGGAUAAACUAUUCGAGAACGUAUGCGAACUAGACCUCAUCUUCAACUUCGAGACACUUCAUGCUGCCCUUAGUGAGAUGAUUGUCGGUGGAGUUGUCAUCGAGACCAACCUCGAUCGCAUAGUCGCAGGUGUCAAGGCCCAGGGCACUGUUGCUAAGCGGCCCGUCAACGAGUCGAGGAGUGCAGGGCUAGGAGCCGGUUUGAGCAUGGGCGGUAAUUUCGUCUGGCCUGGCAGAUAGCUUGCACGCAUUAUAGGUACGGAUCAUGCAUUUCAUGGAGUUAGGCGGCGUUUCUUGCGAACUCUCUGGCAUGAAAAGGCGG